Daphnia carinata is the source of this 424-nucleotide messenger RNA. RefSeq names its product NEDD8 (gene Nedd8). Bases 125 to 358 code for a protein of 77 amino acids. Gene Ontology annotation, biological process: modification-dependent protein catabolic process; regulation of proteolysis; protein neddylation. The transcript has 4 exons. The record is from RefSeq and is a predicted model, not a curated record. Lineage: Eukaryota; Metazoa; Arthropoda; Branchiopoda; Diplostraca; Daphniidae. Gene Ontology annotation, molecular function: protein tag activity; ubiquitin protein ligase binding. Gene Ontology annotation, cellular component: nucleus; cytoplasm.
UACAUGUCGGCAGAAAACUAAAUUUUGCACUGAACCAACGAGCUGUCACACAAGUUAUUGUGGAAAAAUAUUUUAAUUAAAAAUUGUUAUCUUGUUACGAUUUACUCGUCUUAUUCAAUUCAAUAUGCUGAUCAAGGUUAAGACGUUAACCGGAAAAGAGAUUGAAAUCGAUAUUGAGCCGACUGAUAAAGUUGAACGUAUUAAGGAACGUGUAGAAGAGAAGGAAGGGAUUCCACCACCACAGCAGAGGCUUAUCUUUUCAGGAAAACAAAUGAAUGACGAGAAAACUGCUGCUGAUUAUAAAGUCCAAGGAGGAUCUGUAUUACAUUUGGUGUUGGCUCUGCGUGGUGGUUUAUAACUGUUUUCCCCAUCUCAUUGUCAUGUAAUAACAAAUUUAACAAUGGAAUACAAAUCUGAAAAAUAA